Messenger RNA from Durusdinium trenchii, 825 nucleotides. The record is from the annotation of a GenBank genome assembly. Lineage: Eukaryota; Dinophyceae; Suessiales; Symbiodiniaceae.
AUGGAUGUUGUGGAUCUUUCCGAUGAUGACGGGGAGAUGGAGCAGUGGAUUGCGCAAGUUGUUCUCGACUUCGAGUGGACGGCAGACCGAAAGCCCGUGAAGCCGAUCAGUGAAAUCACGCAAUUUCCUUCUGUGCUGGUUCGCUUAGAUGGCCACAAGAGCAAGAUCGUGGAUGAGUUUAACACAUACGUGAGGCCAACGCUGAACAGCGUGCUCCCCCAGUUUUCCAUCGAGCUGACGGGAAUUACGCAGGACAUGGUCGACAGAUCGCCAUCGUUGGACGAGGCGCUUGGAAAGUAUCUCCUUUGGCUAAGGUCCCAUGGCCUGGUGGGAGAAUGUGGGGAGCGUUUAGGGUCUUGGGCCUUUUGCACGUGGUCAGACGCUGAUAUCGCUGCGCAGCUGGUACGUGAAUUCCAUUUCAAGAAGCUUGACAUUCCAAAAUGCUUUGACCAGUGGGUGGAUUUGAAAAUUCUGUACAAAAGGCAUUACAGAAAAGAAGCAACUGGCGGCCUUCAAGCAUGUGUGGAGAGGGUGGGGCUGCGAUUUGAGGGUCGAGCACAUGAUGGUUUGAUUGACUCCCGGAACACUGCUGCCAUUGUGCUGCAUAUGGCGCGGGGGUCCAUGCUGUUUGGUUCCUUUACCUUCCGGCGCCCGACUCGUGGCCUUGACCAGAACGGGUAUGCAUACGGAAGCAAAGCCAGCCAAGCGGCCAGGGAAAAAGUUUGGCGGAGGGGGGUGUGUAGCCCAAAGUUCCAACAAGGUGCCAGUAUGCCAACAUCAAUGAUGGUUGUAUAUUUUCUGGAGUUGCUCUUGCUGAGGCAUUGA